GGGGCUGUGAAUGGCAGACUUUCUCCCGGCGCCUUCCCACUCGGCUCCCGGCCCCUCCCUCUUCCGUGCUCGCUCUCUGCCUCCGCCUUUCUCCAGUUCCAUCCCAGCUCUGUCCGGCUCCCUCUAUCCUCCCCUUCCCCAGCUGCCGCCAAAUCCUGGAGAAGUGGAAUUGCGGCCCCGAGGCUCCCGAAAGGAGAGUCCGGGAGCGGAACCGGGCAUGCUCAGUCGGCAGAGCCCGUUUUGGUCGCAAGUAGGAAGCUUUGGCGCUACACCCCGCAGCUGAUCUCGGCGCUGCUCGUUGGGAGACCGGCUAGAGUGGCCAGCGGGGUGCAGGAGCGAGAGGCUGCAGCCGCAUGCCGAGCUGGGUCAGAGCUAUGGGUGAGCUGCUCCUGUUUGAAGGCCAGCGAGUUGUGGUUGGACCUGCCUAGCUGUGGAACAGAAAGAAAGCUGAAUGGGAAGUCCGUAGGAGAAAACUACUGAGAAAACUCCUUUGGUCUGUCUGACCUACUUGAGUGAGUGCUAUUAGUUGACAACGUCUUAGAAGGACAAAAGGAACUUUACCAUCUGUACUUUCUACCAAAGACCUGGGAAAAAUUUCAAAUUAUAACCCAUUUCCUGAUCCAUUGCUGGCGCCCAGUGAUCCAUGUCAGAAGUACUUCCAGGAGUAUAUUCAAAUUCUGUUUGGGGAGCUACCAUAUCAUCCAUAGCCAAGGACACAAUACAUGUUGACUCCGGCGCAGACACCUUGGCAGUGUUUAUGGCCAGCAGCAACACCACGGACGUUGUGAAUAGAAACAGCCCGGCCACCCCACCGAACACCCUUAAUCUCCGCUCCUCCCAUAACGAACUGUUGAAUGCCGAAAUAAAACACGGCGAAACCAAGAACAGCACCCCCCCCAAAUGCAGGAAAAAGUAUGCGCUGACUAACAUCCAGGCGGCCAUGGGGCUCGCGGAUCCCGCCGCCCAGCCCCUCCUGGGGAGCGGCUCCGCCAACAGCAAGCUGGUGAAGAACGGCGAGAACCAGCUCCGGAAGGCGGCCGAGCAGCAGGGGCCCCAGGACCCCAACAAAAAUGGCUCCCCCUCGGCCGUCAUAAACAUAACUUCUGAGAAGUUGGAGGGCAAAGAGCCCGGCCCCCGCGACUCCUCGGGCUGCGAAAUCCUCCCGGCCCGGCCCAGGCGGACCAAGAGCUUCCUGAAUUACUAUGCAGACCUGGAGACCUCCGCCCGCGAGCUGGAGCAGAACCUGGGCAACGGCCACGCGGGGAGGGAGGAGAAAUCUGCCGGGAGUCCGGGCCAGGCCGCCCCCCUGAUUGGGAACGGGGACGUGCUGCCAAGGAAGCCAAGUAAGCCCCAGGCCAGUCCGGAGGACGGCCAGGUAGCCACGGUGUCCUCCAGCCCCGAGACCAAGAAGGAUCACCCCAAGACAGGGGCCAAGACUGACUGUGCGCUCCACCGCAUCCAGAACCUGGCCCCCAGCGACGAGGAGUCGAGCUGGACCACGUUGUCCCAGGACAGCGCUUCCCCCAGCUCCCCAGACGAAACAGCGGACAUAUGGAGUGAUCAUUCAUUUCAGACAGAUCCAGAUUUGCCACCUGGAUGGAAAAAAAUCUGCGAUAUUGCCGGAAUCUAUUAUUGGCACAUACCAACGGGAACAACUCAGUGGGAACGGCCCGUGUCCAUCCCGGCAGAUCUUCAGGGUUCUAGAAAAGGGUCCCUUAGUUCUGUAACUCCAUCUCCCACCCCAGAGAAUGAGAAACAGCCAUGGAGUGAUUUUGCUGUUCUGAAUGGGGGAAAGAUUAAUAGUGACAUUUGGAAGGAUUUGCAUGCAGCCACAGUUAACCCAGACCCCAGUUUAAAAGAGUUUGAAGGAGCGACCUUACGCUACGCAUCUUUGAAACUCAGACAUGCCCCGCAGGCUGACGAGGAGGACUCGUGUAGCAUCAACAGUGACCCAGAAGCCAAGUGCUUUGCUGUCCGCUCUCUGGGAUGGGUAGAAAUGGCAGAAGAGGACCUUGCCCCUGGUAAGAGCAGCGUGGCGGUGAAUAACUGCAUCCGACAGCUUUCGUACUGCAAAAAUGACAUCCGAGACACAGUCGGCAUUUGGGGAGAGGGGAAAGACAUGUAUCUCAUUCUGGAGAAUGACAUGCUAAAUCUGGUUGACCCCAUGGACCGCACUGUCCUUCAUUCUCAACCCAUCGUGAGCAUCCGUGUAUGGGGCGUGGGCCGAGACAAUGGCCGAGAUUUUGCUUAUGUAGCGAGAGAUAAAGACACCAGGAUUUUGAAAUGUCACGUGUUUCGAUGUGACACGCCAGCCAAGGCCAUCGCCACGAGCCUUCACGAAAUCUGUUCCAAGAUCAUGGCCGAACGGAAGAAUGCCAAAGCUGUCGCCUGCAGCUCAUUACAGGAAAGAACUAAUGGGAAUCUCGACGUUCCUUUGCAAGUAGAUUUUCCAACACCAAAGACUGAACUGGUACAGAAGUUCCACGUGCAGUACUUGGGCAUGCUACCUGUAGAUAAACCAGUAGGUAUGGAUACCUUGAAUAAUGCCAUAGAAAGUUUGACGAGCUCAUCGAACAAAGAAGAUUGGCUGCCAGUUACCAUGAAUGUCGCAGAUGCGACUGUGACCGUCAUCAGCGAAAAGAAUGAAGAGGAAAUUCUGGUGGAGUGCCGUGUUCGAUUCUUGUCUUUCAUGGGAGUUGGCAAGGACGUUCAUACUUUUGCCUUCAUCAUGGACACAGGGAAUCAGCGUUUUGAGUGCCACGUCUUCUGGUGUGAGCCUAAUGCAGGCAAUGUAUCAGAAGCUGUACAAGCUGCAUGCAUGUUACGGUAUCAGAAGUGCUUGGUUGCCCGACCUCCUUCACAGAAAGUUCGGCCACCCCCACCUCCAGCAGACUCGGUGACCAGAAGAGUCACAACCAACGUAAAACGAGGCGUCUUAUCUCUCAUUGACACUUUGAAACAGAAACGUCCUGUUACUGAAACGCCAUAACCGCACACAUGCAAGGGUUCUCUUACCUGAAGAGCUCGUAGCUACACACACUACAGAAACAUGAACUAUUUUGCCUUCCAUUCAAUUGCUUUGUCUUCAGAAAAUAAAACAAUGUUAGACAAG
Molecule: messenger RNA, 3112 nt
Organism: Antechinus flavipes (yellow-footed antechinus)
Lineage: Eukaryota; Metazoa; Chordata; Mammalia; Dasyuromorphia; Dasyuridae
Gene: APBB2
Product: amyloid beta precursor protein binding family B member 2
Exons: 18
Coding region: 644-2989 (781 amino acids)
Biological process (GO): regulation of DNA-templated transcription
Cellular component (GO): cytoplasm; nucleus
Molecular function (GO): amyloid-beta binding; transcription factor binding
Source: RefSeq, a predicted model, not a curated record